AUGGCAGCGGGCGCGCAGCGGCCGGCGGGGCCCGCACCCUGCGCUCACGAACCGCAGCGCAAACUUCUCCAGCCCCGGCCCGGUCCGCCCGCCGGCCCGCCGCCCGCUCUCCCACCGCCGCCCGCCCGCCCAGCGCGGAACAACUUCGGGGCCCGCCCCCUUCCUCCGCCCGCCCCCGCCCCCGCCGCCCGUAACCGCCCCCGGCCGCAGCCCCCGCCCAGCCCGCGGCCCGCACUCGGCGCGCCCGGCCCCGCCCUCCGCGCGCUUAACCCUGUAGCCGCUGGGCACGCGCUGGCGGCCGGGGCGGAGGCGUCCGGGGGCGGCGAGCGGGGACCGGCUUCUCCUCAUCCCGCGCCAGCGCCGCGCCCGGCCGCAUUCUCGGGGCCGGGGGCUCAGCCGCUGACGGCGGAGAAAGCAGGCCGCGGAGGAGGCGGGCGCCCGGGCCUGCCCGGACAGGAAGUGGCCCGGGUUUCCCACUCCUCGCUCCGCUCCUUCCUCCGCGGGAAGGGCAGGCCCGGGAGGCAGCGAGCGCCCCGGGGGUGGCCGGGCAGCCGGAUGCUCUCGGGGUUGCGGGCUGUGGCCCUGGGGGCUGAGUGCAGCGCGGGUGCGGCGGAAGCAGGGAAGCUGCGAACCGGCCUUUUCCCUGGCCACAGCGCCCUGCACGGACGAUCAGUGAAUGGAGAUUACUCAAGUAUUUAUCGAGAACUUGCAGUGGGCUAGGCACGGUUCAGGUUGUGUGAAUGCGCAGAUCAACAAACCGAAAGACCCUGCCUUAGGGGAGCUUUCCCUCCAAUGAGGGGAGAGGGUGGAUGAUUGCAGUUUUGCCUAGUGACUUUUGGGAACCUCACGCCACCAUUAAUUAGCUACACACAUCUCACCGAAAGUCUGCCUUACAUAUUAAUCAGAAGAAGUGGAAGAAUAAACACAGAAGCAGCAAAAAAGGAAGGCAUUUUCUCAUUGGAAGUUUCUAUUUAAUAUUAAGUCUUUAAAGUACUCCUGGAAGGACAAAAGGUGUUUUUAAGAAAUUAAUUUAUAUUCUCAAAUAUUGGAUUUAAUCCUACCAGUAAUGAACGAGUCAGUUAUUUUCUAGAUGUGCAGAAAUACGUAAUGAACAAAAAACUAAUUCCUAUUCCAUUUUUUAUUAGGUCCACAGUUAUUUCACUUCUAAGUAAAUAUGAUUUUUUAAAAGUGGCACGGGGUGGAAUGUAAUUGAGACAGGAUGGAGUUCCUAGAGAAAUUUUACUUCCUCAAUUUGCACUCCACCUUACUUAGCAUACAGUCUUGGGUCUGUAAUUCCCUUAUCUGACUCUCAAGGAAAUGAAAAAGUAGUGCCUAGAUUGGACUAAACUCAUUUAACUUCAAGACUGACCUUUCUCAAAGUUGAACCUUCGUGUUGUGAGGAACAGAAAGAUCAAGAACUCUGAAGCACCUCAAUUUUCCAGCUGUGAAGAUGCGUUCAAAUUUUCAACGUGCGGCCACAUCUGUGAGGUCACUCCCUCUGGAGGGAACCAGCUGCCACUUUGUGAGGAUACGCAAAGUCCUGUGGAGGCAUAUCCUCCAUAUGGCUGAGGCCUCCUGCCAACAACCAUCACUGACUUGCCAGGCAUGAGUGUGCCACCUUGUAAGCAGAUUUUCCAGCCCCAGUCAAGCCUUCAGAUGACAUCAGCCACUGCUAAUCUCUUGACUACAACCUCAUGAGAGACCCUGAGCCAGAACUAGCCAGGCUUACCCCUCAUGGUUGCAAAGUGGCUGCAACAGCUCCAGGUAUUCUAUCCUUUAACACAGAAUAAUUCAAACAACAAGACCCAAAAUUCAGACAAGAAGGAAAGGGACUUUUGAGGAGUGAGGAAAACUUUCCUAGAAACCUCAGACUUCUCCUCAUGCCUUAUUGACCAGAUUGUAUCCCAUGCCCAUUUCUAAACCAAUCGUUGGCAAAGUGAAUGGUAUUGAUGCGAUUAGAUUAACUUUACCAAGAAUGCAUCCUCAGAGAGGCUGAGAAAAAGUCCAGCCUCCUUUGAAGAGCCUGGCUACCUUUUACCUGAACAAAACAAGAACUCUGAUGAAAAGAAAAAUGGAGAAUUUAUGUGGAGCAGGCAUCCAGAGUGUCUCUGCCAGGAUUUUUUUUCAGUGCAUUUCACCAGUUAUAUUUUUAUCUAAAUCUUUACCUUACAAGAUAAGUGGCACAUUUGCCUAAAACAAGCCUUGCUUUCUGAUUUCUGUGCACUCAGCACUUAAACCUUGCAAAUGUCAUUUACCUAACAGUCACUGUCAAGGAGUACCCGGCUAAAGAAUCUCCAGCUAGACAAAGUAGAAGUGUCUGUGCUCUGGCAGUUGAAUAUAUUGUAUCAGGCUCAACAGCAGCUUUCACCAAAGGAUGAGACUUCACAACCAUUAGAUCUUCUUUUAUUUUGUUUUUAUUUAAAAAAAAAUUUUUAACACACCAUUGCUACCUUGAGGCCAUUAGAUCUUACCCCCAAUACCACAAAACUUUAGUGGAAUCGGGUAUAUCAAGGCAAGUGGAGUAGGGGAGCUGGAAGCGGUCAGCCCCCAGGGCAGGCAAUGAGGGAUUGUGAAUUUGGGAAGAAUUUUAAAGCAGUGAUACAGCUCUAAAUGCAAUGUACUAUCCUGGACUUAGCCCUGGAAGAGAAAAAAGGUAUUAGUGGAAAAACUGAUAAAAUUCAAAUAAUGUCUGUAGUUUGGUUAAUAGUAUUGUACCAAUGUUAAUUUCUGUUUUGAUAAAUGUACCAUGGUUAUGUAAGCUGGAUGAAAGAUAUGUGGGAAAUCUCUCUAUUUCUGUAACUCUCCUGUAAACCUAAAAAUAUUUCAAAAUAAAAGAUUUAAUGUUAAAAUUGA
This is a messenger RNA of Rhinopithecus roxellana (golden snub-nosed monkey), 2853 nucleotides long. RefSeq names its product translation initiation factor IF-2-like. Bases 1 to 720 code for a protein of 239 amino acids. The record is from RefSeq and is a predicted model, not a curated record. NCBI's taxonomy places the organism in Eukaryota, Metazoa, Chordata, Mammalia, Primates, Cercopithecidae. The transcript is spliced from 3 exons.